GUGCGGGUCACCACCAUGGACGCGGAGCUGGAGUUCGCCAUCCAGCCCAACACCACUGGGAAGCAGCUCUUCGACCAGGUGGUUAAGACCAUUGGCCUUCGGGAAGUGUGGUACUUUGGCCUCCAGUACGUGGAUAAUAAAGGAUUUCCUACUUGGUUGAAACUUGAUAAAAAGGUGUCCGCCCAGGAGCUCAAAAAGGAGAACCCCCUCCAGUUCAAGUUCCGCGCCAAGUUCUACCCGGAAGAUGUGUCAGAGGAGCUCAUCCAGGACAUCACCCAGAAGCUCUUCUUCCUCCAAGUGAAGGACGGCAUUCUGAGUGACGAGAUCUACUGCUCGCCUGAGACGGCUGUGCUCCUGGGCUCCUACGCCGUGCAGGCCAAGUUUGGAGACUACAACAAAGAGAACCACAAGUCCGGGUACCUCAGCUCCGAGCGCCUGAUCCCCCAGAGGGUGAUGGACCAGCACAAGCUCACUCGGGACCAGUGGGAGGACCGCAUCCAGGUGUGGCACGCCGAGCACCGCGGGAUGCUCAGAGACAGCGCCAUGCUGGAGUACCUGAAGAUCGCGCAGGACCUAGAGAUGUAUGGCAUCAACUAUUUCGAGAUAAAGAACAAGAAAGGCACAGACCUUUGGCUCGGAGUGGACGCCCUUGGGCUGAACAUUUACGAGAAAGAAGACAAGUUGACCCCAAAGAUUGGCUUUCCUUGGAGUGAAAUCAGAAACAUCUCUUUCAACGACAAGAAGUUUGUCAUUAAGCCCAUUGACAAGAAGGCCCCGGACUUCGUGUUCUAUGCCCCUCGCCUGAGGAUCAACAAGCGCAUCCUGCAGCUGUGCAUGGGCAACCACGAGCUGUACAUGCGCCGUCGCAAGCCCGACACCAUCGAGGUGCAGCAGAUGAAGGCCCAGGCCCGCGAGGAGAAGCACCAGAAGCAGCUGGAGCGCCAACAGCUGGAAACGGAGAAGAAGAGGAGGGAGACAGUGGAGAGAGAGAAGGAGCAGAUGAUGCGGGAGAAGGAGGAGCUGAUGCAGAGGCUGCAGGACUACGAGCAGAAGACCAAGAAGGCUGAGAAAGAACUCUCCGACCAGAUCCAGAGGGCCCUGCAGCUGGAGGAGGAGAGGAAGCGGGCCCAGGAGGAGGCGGAGCGCCUGGAGGCCGACCGUGUGGCCGCACUGCGGGCCAAGGAGGAGCUGGAGCGCCAGGCGGUGGAUCAGAUAAAGAGCCAGGAGCAGCUGGCUGCAGAGCUGGCCGAGUACACAGCCAAGAUCGCCCUUCUGGAAGAGGCCCGGCGGCGCAAGGAGGACGAAGUGGAAGAGUGGCAGCACCGGGCCAAAGAGGCCCAGGAUGACCUGGUGAAGACCAAGGAGGAACUGCACCUGGUGAUGACGGCGCCCCCGCCGCCACCUCCCGUGUACGAGCCGGUGAACUUCCACGUCCAGGAGAACAUGCAGGAGGAGGGCAGCGAGUACACGGGCUACAGCGCCGAGCUGUCCAGUGAGGGCAUCAUGGAUGACCGCAAUGAGGAGAAGCGCAUCACGGAGGCCGAGAAGAACGAGCGCGUGCAGCGGCAGCUGAGGACCCUGACCAACGAGCUGUCCCAGGCCCGGGACGAGAACAAGAGGACCCACAACGACAUCAUCCACAAUGAGAACAUGCGACAGGGGCGUGACAAGUACAAGACCCUGCGGCAGAUCCGGCAGGGCAACACCAAGCAGAGGAUCGACGAGUUCGAGGCCAUGUAGGCGCGGCCGAGGCAGGACUGUCCCCUGAGCGCGUGCUCCUGGGAUUUGCCGGC
Molecule: messenger RNA, 1793 nt
Organism: Elephantulus edwardii (Cape elephant shrew)
Lineage: Eukaryota; Metazoa; Chordata; Mammalia; Macroscelidea; Macroscelididae
Gene: EZR
Product: ezrin
Exons: 12
Coding region: 16-1740 (574 amino acids)
Biological process (GO): positive regulation of early endosome to late endosome transport; regulation of cell shape; positive regulation of protein localization to early endosome
Cellular component (GO): filopodium; cytoskeleton; apical part of cell
Molecular function (GO): cell adhesion molecule binding; actin binding
Source: RefSeq, a predicted model, not a curated record